GUGGGACUCCGGGCUGGUUGGACUACUGAAGCGACUCCCUGAGAAGGAAAGCAGUGAAGAUAGAUCCUUCCUUUCAGUGAGUCACUCUGUGUUUACGUUUUGGGAUCCACCUCGGUCAAUGCACUUGGUGUCACCUUGAAGGCUAAUGUCAAUAAAGUCAUGUGACUGUCCACUGAAGGACAGUCGCUCCGCCUCUUAGCUGCUUUCCAAGUCAUUGAGGACCAAAAUGUGGCACAGCUGCUGGACUCUUAUGGGAGGAGCAUGGCUCGGAUCAACUGGGCGAAAGACCUCAGCAGGCGGCUCCGACUGAAUGUUCCUCUACUCCAGUUGCAGAUAUGGGGGUGACCGAGUGUUGCAUGCUGGCCGUGACGGUGCUGCUGCUGCUGGCCAAUGUCAUCAUCAGCCAAGUGUGCGGCUCGCUGAUCACCCUGGUGGACGGCUUCCACACCGUCUUCAUUCUCAUGUGCAUGGUUCUCACGUUGGUCCAUAACAAAGUGGAGAACCGUCCUGGACCAGCAGCUCUGGAGCCUAACAGAGCCAUGCCGGACUCAUUGUUCUCCUCCAGGCCUUCAACCAGCAACUUACUGUCCAGCAGCUCUGCAUGGCUGGCUCCUCCUCCUGAGGUGACCAGUCACAGCAGUGCUCCACCUGUGACGCCCCCCUGUGGUCUCCUCUACCCCGACAAAAGGAUCCCGGCGGUCGGAACCUUCCUGUCCGCUCUUUUCCUUCUGUCUUUCUGUCUUGCCUCUGUCAUCGACAUCAUCAGUUUCAUCGUGGAACUGCACCCAGCCCACCACCCCCUGCUGCUGGUGGUUGUCGGUGCGCUCAGUCUCAUCCAUAAUGUGGCCGUGCUGGCGCUGAACUGGGACAAAGCCAGGGCCCCGGGUCUGAGCGAGGCUGAGGUCUACAUCGAAGUGAACCACAACGCUCUGGGCCAAGACACCAGACAAGGCAACAAAGACUCUUACAGAGUCCAAGAUCAACUUGGCCCAAUGAAUGGCUCGCUCCAUGACGGGACACUAGUCCUCGGUAAUCUCGCUGCUAUCGCCCAGGUGGACGUUGCUGAGGUCCUUGCAGACACCGAGGUCCAGGCGGACGUUGCUGAGGUCCAGGCGAACACUGAAGUCCAGGCGGACACUGAGGUCCAGGCGGACACUGAGGUCCAGGCGGACACUGAGCAGAAGAACCAGUGUGGGCAAGCUCAACAACAGGAAGUGAAUCAAGCACACGCCUGUAACGGUGUGAAUCAGAUGAACGAUGCCACUCCAACAUCUCAAGCUGCUUCCUGCCAAGAGACCCAAACGUCCCGCAGAAGCAGCACCCGGGAGAAGGCCUCCCCCCCUGCCCUCAUGCUGGUGCUUCAGGGUCUGCUGACCUCUCUUCUGGCUCUGACCAACGGCCUGGUGAUGCUGCUGGUGGACCAUCACUGCCACCACAGCUCCUGCAGCCUCCUGGCUUACUUGGACCCGGGCGUGUCCUUCCUGGCCGUGGUCACGCUCCUAGUCAGCGUCAAACCUCAGCUGCACAGGUACGGGCUGCUGCUGCUGCAGGCUUCACCUCCCAACAUCUGCACGGCAGAGCUCGAACAGCAAAUCGCCAACGUCGAUGGAGUGCAGGCGGUGCACGACCUCCACGUCUGGGAGUUGGCCGACUCUUUGACGGUGGCAUCCGUUCAUGUCAAAUGCCACGAGUGGUUCCAGGCCCACAGAUGUAGCGACCUGCUCUCAGAAGUGACCAAAGUGCUGAGGAGCGCUGGAGUGACCUGCUGCACCGUCCAGCCAGAGCUCGUUGUUUCCUCAGCAGCUGUGAGGGACACUGCCACGUCUGCGCUCCACCAAGAGGAGAGCCCAGCAUCAGCCUGCUGCCUGGGCUGCCAACCAAGCUGCUCUGAAGAUGUGGAACCCUGACAGUGGUUCAGUGGUGCGGCUGCAGGAAGGUCGUCGGUGAUGCAGAGAAAUGCUGCUUGGAAUGUAUUAAGACUGUAAGCUGCUGCACACCUGGAGUUUAAUGCCAAAGGUAGAGGUGGUUGUGUUACUGGAGCCUGAUAUUAAACC
Molecule: messenger RNA, 2054 nt
Organism: Synchiropus splendidus (mandarinfish)
Lineage: Eukaryota; Metazoa; Chordata; Actinopteri; Syngnathiformes; Callionymidae
Exons: 8
Coding region: 336-1907 (523 amino acids)
Biological process (GO): detoxification of zinc ion; intracellular zinc ion homeostasis; zinc ion transmembrane transport
Cellular component (GO): Golgi apparatus; endoplasmic reticulum
Molecular function (GO): calcium channel inhibitor activity; zinc ion transmembrane transporter activity
Source: RefSeq, a predicted model, not a curated record